This is a messenger RNA of Callorhinus ursinus (northern fur seal), 891 nucleotides long. RefSeq names its product UDP-glucuronosyltransferase 1A3-like. Lineage: Eukaryota; Metazoa; Chordata; Mammalia; Carnivora; Otariidae. The record is from RefSeq and is a predicted model, not a curated record. Gene Ontology annotation, molecular function: UDP-glycosyltransferase activity.
AUGGACAGGGCUGCAAGAUUCCUGGUUCCCCUGCCAACACUCAUGGGGCUAUUGAUUUUCCUGUGCGUCAGACCCGGGGCUGAAGGGGGGAAGGUGCUGGUGGUGCCCAUGGAUGGCAGCCACUGGCUCAGCAUGAAGGAGGCCGUGCAGGAGCUCCAUGCUAGAGGCCACCAAAUGGUGGUUGUUUCACCAGAGUUGAACAUGCAUAUCAAAGAGGAUUUUUUCACCCUGACAACCUAUGCCUCUCCGUACACCCAGGAUGAAUUUAAUCAUCUCCUGCUGGGCCAGACUUAUCUGAUAUUUGAAAGAACGCAUUUUCUAAAGAUGUUUUUGAAAGCUAUGGAAAGUUUAAAGAGUGCUGCUUUGGUUUUUCAAAGGUCUUGUGAGGAGCUGCUGCAUAACAAGGAGCUGAUCAGGCACCUGAAUGCCAGCUCCUUUGAGGUGGUUUUAACUGAUCCCGUUUACCCCUGUGGGGCAGUACUGGCUAAGUACCUGUCACUACCUGCUGUGUCUUUUUUGAGUUCCAUUCCAUGUGACUUAGAUGUUGAGGGGGCACAGUGCCCAAACCCUUCCUCAUAUAUUCCCAGGUUAUUCACAAUGAAUUCAGACCACAUGACAUUCCUGCAAAGGGUCAAGAACAUGCUCUACCCUCUGGCCCUGAAGUACAUUUGCCACAUUUCUUUCACUCCUUAUGCAAGCCUUGCGUCUGAGCUUCUUCAGAGAGAGGUGUCAAUGGUGGACGUUUUCAGCUUCGCAUCCGUGUGGCUGUUCAGAGGAGACUUUGUCCUGGACUACCCCAGGCCAAUCAUGCCCAACAUGGUCUUCAGUGGGGGUAUAAACUGUGGUCACAGGAAGCCAUUGUCUCAGCUGAAUGGGCAGGUGAGCAAGUGA